Molecule: messenger RNA, 2643 nt
Organism: Saccharomyces paradoxus
Lineage: Eukaryota; Fungi; Ascomycota; Saccharomycetes; Saccharomycetales; Saccharomycetaceae
Gene: ARP8
Product: Arp8p
Exons: 1
Coding region: 1-2643 (880 amino acids)
Biological process (GO): regulation of DNA-templated transcription; double-strand break repair
Cellular component (GO): Ino80 complex
Source: RefSeq, a predicted model, not a curated record
AUGUCACAAGAAGAAGCGGAUUCCAGUAUUGUUUAUGAGGAACCCAUUGAUAUUCCGUUAGAGGAUGACGACGAUGAAGAUGAAAUGGAAGAAGAAGAAAACACUGUACCUCUAAGCAGCCAGGCGGAUCAGGAAAAUGGGGAGAAUGAUUCAGACAAUAGUGUCGAUAACGUAAUUGGAUCUGAAACUCCCAGAAGUGUAACGGGCCUUUCUGCUGACCCAAGAGACAUUGCAGACGAGGAAGACGACGAUGAAGAAGGGGAAGAGGAAGAGGAAGAUGAAAAUGAUGUUGACAAUGACGACGAAAAUGAUAUUGAUAAUGCCAACGGAAAUGACAGUGAAUUAGGAAAUUCUGGGGAUAAGAGGGCACAACCUGCUGUGCAGGCUAGUAAACGUUAUAAGAAAUAUCCAAAGCUAGAUCCCACGAAAGCACCUCCCGGAAAGAAAGUGCCGCUACAUCUUUUAGAGAAAAGAAGACUAGGUCGUAUUAAGGCUGCCGAAGAGUUUGCCAAAACGUUAAAAAAAAUUGGUAUUGAGAAAGUGGAGACGACUACUUUACCUGCCACUGGUUUAUUCCAGCCUUUAAUGUUAAUCAACCAAAAGAACUACUCAUCAGAUUACCUGAAAAAAGACGAUCAAAUAUUUGCUCUUAGAGAUCGAAAAUUUUUGAGAAAUAAUAAUACUAGUCAAAUGUCUAGUACCAACACACCAGAUGUGAUAGAUUUGAAGAAUUUGCCCCACUCGGAAGUUAGUAUAGCACCACUUAAUGACGAAAUAGAUCUAAACGAUCCAACUGCAACUAUUGUGAUACAUCCUGGCUCUAACUCUAUAAAAAUAGGAUUUCCCAAAGAUGAACACCCCGUAGUAGUUCCAAAUUGUGUAGCGGUGCCUAAAAAAUGGCUGAACCUUGAAAAUAGUGAGCAUGUUGAAAAUGUUUCCCUGCAAAGAGAACAGUCAGAAGAGUUUAACAAUAUAAAAUCGGAGAUGGAAAAGAAUUUUAGAGAACGUAUGAGGUAUUAUAAAAGAAAGGUGCCCGGGAAUGCUCACGAACAAGUAGUAUCCUUCAAUGAAAAUUCCAACCCCGAGAUUAUUACAGAAAAAAACGAUCCAUCUCCUAUAGAAUGGAUAUUUGAUGACUCAAAAUUAUACUAUGGAUCAGACGCAUUGAGAUGCGUGGACGAUAAAUUUGUCAUUAGAAAGCCUUUCAAAGGUGGCUCUUUUAACGUCAAGUCACCAUAUUAUAAAUCAUUGGCGGAAUUAAUCUCGGACGUUACCAAUCUUUUGGAGCAUGCACUUAAUUCAGAAACUUUAAAUGUUAAGCCUACCAAAUUUAGUCAGUACAAGGUUGUGUUGGUGAUACCAGAUAUAUUCAAGAAAAGUCAUGUAGAAACUUUCAUUAGAGUUUUACUCACCGAAUUACAAUUUCAAGCAGUCGCUAUUAUACAAGAAUCGUUGGCAACUUGCUAUGGUGCUGGGAUCAGUACCUCCACAUGCGUAGUGAAUAUAGGCGCUACUGAAACCAGGAUCGCCUGUGUUGAUGAAGGAACAGUCUUGGAACAUAGUGCAAUUACGUUAGAUUAUGGCGGAGAUGAUAUUACAAGACUCUUUGCACUAUUAUUACUGCAAAGUGACUUUCCUCUACAAAAUUGGAAGAUCGAUUCUGAACAUGGUUGGCUUCUUGCUGAACAGUUGAAGAAGAAUUUUACUACUUUUCAAGAUGCUGAUGUAGCCGUACAGUUAUACAAUUUCAUCAAUCGUUCACCUAACCAGCCGACUGAAAAGUACGAAUUCAAGCUGUUCGAUGAAGUUAUGCUAGCACCACUGGCCUUAUUUUUCCCACAAAUUUUUAAGUUGAUACGGACUUUCUCUGACAAGAAUUCUAGCCUAGAGUUUCAAUUGCCUGAAUCUCGUGACCUCUUUACCAACGAAUUGAACGACUGGAACUCUUUGUCACAGUUCGAAAGCAAAGAAGGAAAUUUGUAUUGUAAUUUGAAUGAUGACCUUAAGAUUUUAAACAAAAUACUGGAGGCCCAUAACAUAAUUGAUCAGCUUCAAGAUAAGCCCGAAAACUAUGGGAAUACUUUAAAGGAGAAUUUUGCGCCUUUAGAGAAAGCUAUCAUUCAAAGUAUCGCCAAUGCCUCUAUAACGGCAGAUGUGACAAGAAUGAACUCAUUCUAUUCGAACAUUCUAAUUGUCGGUGGCAGUUCCAAAAUACCUGCUUUAGAUUUUAUCUUAACCGAUAGAAUCAACAUUUGGAGGCCCUCUUUAUUGAGUUCGGCAUCGUUCCCUCAGUUUUACAAAAAACUGACUAAGGAAAUCAAAGAUUUAGAAGGUCAUUUCGUGAGUGCCCCUGACAAGACUGAAGAAGAAAACAAACAAGUUUUGCAAACCCAAAUCAAGAAAAAGGUCAUAGAAGAGCUGGAAGAGCAACAUCAAAAUAUUGAGCACCAAAACGGCAAUGAACACCUUUUUCCUAUAAGCAUUAUUCCACCACCACGUGAUAUGAAUCCUGCUUUAAUAAUUUGGAAAGGUGCGAGCGUUUUGGCGCAAGUCAAGCUUGUCGAAGAACUAUUUAUUACAAACAGCGACUGGGAUGUCCACGGAAGUAGAAUCUUACAAUAUAAAUGUAUUUUCACGUACUAG